This is a messenger RNA of Aspergillus terreus NIH2624, 837 nucleotides long. RefSeq lists its product as uncharacterized. Bases 1 to 837 code for a protein of 278 amino acids. The record is from RefSeq and is a predicted model, not a curated record. The transcript is spliced from 3 exons. NCBI's taxonomy places the organism in Eukaryota, Fungi, Ascomycota, Eurotiomycetes, Eurotiales, Aspergillaceae.
AUGCGUUCCAACACCUUCGUCUCAAUCGUAUGUUUCCUGUUCCUGCUGGGAACUGUCUCAGCCUGGCCAUGGGGCUUGGACGCACUCCACGGUGGCAUCGUCAAGAGAGCCGAAACUACCGCCGCUGACAGCGCGACUACCGGUGCCUCUCCGACGACGGGUCAGACCGCAGCGAAAACCGACUCCGCAACCGACUCUGCCACCGACACCCAAAGUGCUAAGACCGGCAAGCAGACCGCCACGAAGACGGGCACUGCCACCGGCAAAUCGUCCCACACCGGCAAUUCCACCACCUCGAUCUCUGUCGACCCUCGCAUGCCUGCGGGUGGUAUCUCCAUGCUUACACCGACCGCCGGCUCCACGACCUACUACAAAGUCGGCGAGUUUGUGACGUUUGCCUGGAACUACACUUCCCUCUCUGUGACUCCCUCCGCCGUCAAUGUCAUCGCGUCUUGCAGCUUGAACAGUGCUACAUACACUAUCUCUAGCAAUAUGAGUGUGCAGGAGACCGGAAAGGUUGUGUGGGAUACCGCCAAGUACCAGGCCAAUGCGACUGUGCCCCUUUUGACCGCCACCUACACUCUGUUCGUCUACGACGUGGACAGCGAGCCGGGUGACACCGCGGACGCGGGACACCUGGGCUCGCAGAAUGGGUACAAUUUCGGAAUGUACCUCCCGCAGUCUUACACUCCUCUUAAUCACUACUACUGCGCUACCUGCAACAGUGCGUUCUCUGAAUCUGAACGACAGGCCGUCAAGUUCGCUGUCGGCAUGGCCUCCAUCACCAUCGCUUCGUUCACCUGGUUUGUGGUGGGAACGGGCGUUUUCUCCACGUAA